GGCGGCGGGCGCUGCCUGCCGGGGCGGGCGGCAGCGGCGGCAGCGGCAGCAGCAGCGCGAGUGGCGGCCGGGGCUGCCCCGUCCCUGCCCGCCGCUCCCUUCAUGAGCCGCAGCUCGGGGCCCGGAGGAGCGGCGCGGCGGCGGCGGAGGGAGCCCGGCAGCGACUGAGCAUGGCCGAGCGGCGCGGGCCGGCGGGCGGCGGGGAAGUUGGCGGCGGCCGGUGCCGGCGGCUGCUGCCGGUGCCGCUGCUGCCGCUGCUGCUGCUGUGGGCGGCGGCGCUGCCGGCCGGGGGGCAGCCGCCCGCGUCGCAGUACAACGGCGAGCGGGGCAUCUCCAUCCCGGACCACGGGUACUGCCAGCCCAUCUCCAUCCCGCUGUGCACCGACAUCGCCUACAACCAGACCAUCAUGCCCAACCUGCUGGGCCACACCAACCAGGAGGACGCGGGGCUGGAGGUGCACCAGUUCUACCCGCUGGUCAAGGUGCAGUGCUCGGCCGAGCUCAAGUUCUUCCUCUGCUCCAUGUACGCGCCCGUCUGCACCGUGCUGGAGCAGGCCCUGCCGCCCUGCCGCUCCCUCUGCGAGCGCGCCCGCCAGGGCUGCGAGGCCCUCAUGAACAAGUUCGGCUUCCAGUGGCCCGACACGCUGCGCUGCGAGAAGUUCCCGGUGCACGGGGCCGGCGAGCUGUGCGUGGGGCAGAACGCCUCCGAGCGCGGUACCCCGACGCCCGCCUUGCACCCCGAGAGCUGGACCAGCAACCCCCAGCGCGGGGGCGGCGGGGCCGGGGGCUCGGGGCCCGGCGAGCCUCGCGGGCGCUUCUCCUGCCCACGGGCGCUGAAGGUGCCCUCUUACCUGAACUACCGCUUCCUGGGCGAGAAGGACUGUGGGGCGCCCUGCGAGCCCGGCCGCCUCUACGGGCUCAUGUACUUCGGGCCCGAGGAGCUGCGCUUCUCCCGCACCUGGAUCGGCAUCUGGUCGGUGCUCUGCUGCGCCUCCACCCUCUUCACCGUGCUCACCUACCUGGUGGACAUGAAGCGGUUCAGCUACCCCGAGCGGCCCAUCAUCUUCCUCUCGGGCUGCUACACGGCCGUGGCCGUGGCCUACAUCGCCGGCUUCCUGCUGGAGGAGAGGGUGGUCUGCAACGAGCGCUUCGCUGAGGACGGCUCCCGGACCGUGGCGCAGGGCACGAAGCGGGAGGGCUGCACCAUCCUCUUCAUGAUGCUCUACUUCUUCGGCAUGGCCAGCUCCAUCUGGUGGGUCAUCCUCUCCCUCACCUGGUUCCUGGCCGCCGGCAUGAAGUGGGGCCAUGAGGCCAUCGAGGCCAACUCCCAGUACUUCCACCUGGCCGCCUGGGCCGUGCCGGCCAUCAAGACCAUCACCAUCCUGGCCCUGGGGCAGGUGGACGGGGACGUGCUCAGCGGCGUCUGCUUUGUGGGCAUCAACAACGUGGACGCGCUGCGGGGCUUCGUGCUGGCCCCCCUGUUCGUCUACUUGUUCAUCGGCACCUCCUUCCUGCUGGCCGGCUUUGUGUCCCUCUUCAGGAUCCGGACCAUCAUGAAGCACGAUGGCACCAAGACGGAAAAGCUGGAGAAGCUCAUGGUGAGGAUAGGCAUCUUCAGCGUCCUCUACACGGUGCCGGCCACCAUCGUCAUUGCCUGCUAUUUUUACGAGCAAGCUUUUAGGGAACAGUGGGAAAGGAGCUGGGUCACGCAGAGCUGUAAGAGCUAUGCCAUCCCCUGUCCUAAUAACCACAGCAGCCAUCACCCACCCAUGAGCCCUGACUUCACCGUCUUCAUGAUCAAGUAUCUCAUGACCUUAAUCGUGGGCAUCACCUCGGGCUUCUGGAUCUGGUCGGGGAAAACGCUGAACUCCUGGAGGAAGUUCUACACCAGGCUCACCAACAGCAAGCAGGGCGAGACCACCGUCUGAGACCCCCGGCCGGGGGGCCGGGCGGGCGGAGGACCCGGGCUCUGCCCGCAGAGCACCCGCCGUGCCCCGGUACCGGCCGCACGCUCGCGCUUAUCCAGCCCCGGCAAACUUCAAACUUUGCAGACUGCUUGUUGUCCUGCAGGCGACGGGGAGCAGAGGAAAAAGUCAGGUUUUGUAAUGGCUUUGCUUGGAGUUUCAGUUGCAUGAACAGCAGGGCCUGGACUGAGGCGGCUGUGACUGCCUAGGGCGCCUCCCGACACGGGCUGGGUGCUGCUCCCAGCCUGCCAGAGGUAUGUGGAGGUGGAGGUGGGGUUGGGGAGGAGCGCCGCUUCCUGACGGCCUCCCUGCCCCACGGUGGGGACAGGGCAGCCAGGACAGCCACCCGGCCACGCCGCGGGGACAUGGCCACGCUGCGGGACCGCGCUUCGCCAUGCCUCGGCCGUCCCCAGCGAAGCCAAGCCCUGCGCGCCCGAGCCAGGCCCUUCUUUUGGAGGGGGGGGGGAAACAAUGGCCCGUCCUGCCCGAAGGUGUGUCCGGCCUUUUUUCAGAGGAGAGCAUCGCCGCGGUGCCCUGUACAAGGGGGGCUGGCUGCUGGCUUCCCUUUCUCGUUUUUUAAAUUUAUUUAAAUGCACCACAUAGUUGAAAAAGAGUUGGCAGGAUUUGUUUUGCUUUGGCCAGGAGUUGAGGUUUAACACUGUCUGCACCUGUAGCAUGUCGGAUGGCUUCAGAGGUGAAUGGGGAUGUAGAUACAACAAACUUCCUUUUUUAAAAAAAAUAUAUAUAUAUUUAAUUUUUUUAAACCCACCUAAUGAACUUUUUCUCGGUCAUAAAACCGAGAGGUGUCCGCUCUGGGUUCUCCUGUAGAAAUGAGAUUAUUGGCCUUGUCCGUCACGAGGUGCAUAGUCCUUGGAGGAAAAAACUAAAGCCUAACUGCAAAUCUGAACCCGGGAGUCAGUUGCAGCUCCUGCUGUCAUCACGGGGCAGCUUGUGCAUGUUCACAUUCUUCUGGUAACAAAAAUGUUGAGGGAGAACUACCUGGAACGCCUUGCUGCCCUGCUGGUGUUUACUGAGGUUAGCAGAGGGUUCAGUGCAAACAGGAUCAGGAAAUAUGAGCUCAGUAAAGAGAGCAUCAGAAUAAAAUGCAGCAUUCAGAUUUUUUUUUUAAUUAAAUCCAUAAGCUGUCUCUUCAUUUUGGAAGCAUUUAAGCCAUUGCCAUUCCCCUGAAUUUUAAUUCAUUGACAUUUAAUUCAUUACACAUUAUGAGGGUGUGAUGAUUUUUUUCAGUAGUGAAAACAAAGGAAGGGAAAACAGAAAACCAGAAUGUCUAAGCACUCUGGUGGGAUGUUAGUCCUUAAAGAGCCUCUGCUGUCUUUUUUUUUUUUUUUUUUUUUUUGAGUGCAGUAAUAACAUCACAUACUACAAAGAUUUGGUAUCAUGUGUGCAGUGUAUCUACUGCCUUGUAUUCUCCUGGGUGUGUGGGAUUGUGCUUCUUGUUACAAAAGAAAAAAAAAAAGGUUAAAAAUGAAAUGUAACUUUCAACAGAUGCAUUUGAAUAUUUAGUCCUCUGUAUGAAAACCAGCAGAAUGCUUCUCUCCUGAUUGUAUUGUUUUAAACUUUUUAUAUUACAAAUGCCUGUAUUUAGGUUCAUAAACAUUAUCUAUGGCUACCAUACCCUGAAAUGCAAAAUUAUUUGAAUUUGGUAUGCAUUUAUUUCUGUUCAUUAUCACAAGAUCAUCUAUAUUUAUAGAGGAAUAGAAAUUUAUAUAUUAAAUACCAUAUUUUUAAUUUCUCUGAAAUAAAUUGAGGUUUUGUACAAAA
Molecule: messenger RNA, 3746 nt
Organism: Cygnus olor (mute swan)
Lineage: Eukaryota; Metazoa; Chordata; Aves; Anseriformes; Anatidae
Gene: FZD1
Product: frizzled class receptor 1
Exons: 2
Coding region: 171-1928 (585 amino acids)
Biological process (GO): non-canonical Wnt signaling pathway; canonical Wnt signaling pathway
Cellular component (GO): plasma membrane
Molecular function (GO): Wnt receptor activity; Wnt-protein binding
Source: RefSeq, a predicted model, not a curated record